This is a messenger RNA of Dermochelys coriacea (leatherback sea turtle), 846 nucleotides long. RefSeq names its product eukaryotic translation initiation factor 4E family member 1B (gene EIF4E1B). Lineage: Eukaryota; Metazoa; Chordata; Testudines; Dermochelyidae. Gene Ontology annotation, cellular component: cytoplasm; eukaryotic translation initiation factor 4F complex. The transcript is spliced from 7 exons. Gene Ontology annotation, molecular function: translation initiation factor activity; RNA 7-methylguanosine cap binding. Gene Ontology annotation, biological process: translational initiation. Bases 42 to 686 code for a protein of 214 amino acids. The record is from RefSeq and is a predicted model, not a curated record.
AUAAAAGGAGCUCUGCAGGGGGUGGGUCCUAUUCUGGGAAGAUGGCUGCAGCUGAGAUGGGGGGCGCUCUGCACCGGCGAGAGGAGCAGAGGCGGCGAAAGGCCCGGAGGGAGGCGCUCGCUGCUGAGAUCUUGGACAAGCACCCCCUGCAGAACAGGUGGGCUCUCUGGUUCUUCAAGAAUGACAAGAGCAAGACGUGGCAGGCGAACCUGCGUCUGGUCACCAAGUUCAGCACCGCGGAGGAUUUCUGGGCGCUGUACAGCCACAUCCAGCUGGCCAGCAAGCUGACGUCGGGCUGCGACUACUCCCUCUUCAAGGACGGGAUUGAGCCCAUGUGGGAAGACAACCGGAACAAGCGGGGCGGGCGCUGGCUCAUCACGCUGGCCAAGCAGCAGAGACACACGGAGCUGGACCGCUUCUGGCUGGAGACGCUGCUGUGCCUGAUUGGUGAGACGUUCGGCCCCUAUAGCGAGGACAUCUGUGGGGCCGUCAUCAACAUCCGGGCCAAGGGGGACAAGAUCGCAAUCUGGACCCGAGAGGCGGAGAACCGGGACGGGGUCACCCACAUUGGGCGGGUGUACAAGGACCGUCUGGGGCUGUCCCACAAGGUGGUGAUCGGGUACCAGGCCCAUGCGGACACGGCCACCAAGAGCGGCUCCCUCACGAAGAACAAGUUUGUGGUGUGAGUGCCCGGUUGGGCUCCCGGGACUCCUGGCAGUGCCCCGCCCGGGGGAGGUUGAGGCAGGGGCCUUCCCCCAGCGGGCUGGGCUGGCACGGGGUGGGAGAGGGCUCCGCCUGUGGUGGGAAGUGUGAUGUAAAUUCCCACAAUGCAAGUGCUGCAUCCAA